AUGCAGCUCGCGGUGUUGUGUGUAAUUGUGUUUGUUCAGUCGUGCUUCGUAACCGCAACCCCUCACGGAUAUGGAGUAAAGAGUGGUGCUCUAGCGAAAGCUGAUGCUAGUGCCGCAGCCGGUGCCUUCGGUGGAUUAGAUCCGGUACCUCAUGGAAUACCGAUUGGAGCUGGUUUCUCAGGCAGUUAUUCAAAAUCUGCGUCAUCCAGCUCUUCCUCUUCCAGCGCUAGCUCCAGUUCCAGCUCAUUCAGUUAUUCCGGGUCUGUUUUUCCCGGUGUUAGUGGAGGGUGUUCUACUGGCGCUUGUCAAAACAGUGAAACACAUGAUAAAAAUGCAUAUACCCAUGGACAAAAUGGGGCAACGGGAACUGUAAAUGGAAACCAAAACAUAAACUAUAACCAAGGCUUUCCCGUGAGUGCUGGUGCCGCCGGUCAAGCAGGUGCCACGGCGGGCUCGGAACUAAAUUUCGGAAAUCAUAGAAAUCCUUUAUGCACAGGAAAUAACUGUUUUCCUAAGGAAUGCAAAGGUUCUGAUUGUAACAAUGUCCCAACAUCAGGAAACAACUGUGAAUCUGGCAGGUGUGAACAGCCACAAUUUGUACACCAAUUAUCUUCAUCAUCUAACAAUAGAGAUAAUAAUAACGGGUGCACAUCUGGACAGUGUGAUACUUCUGUAGAAAAUGGAUCAAAACCUUCUAAUUUCAAUGUGAAAAAAGGAUAUUCAUCCGAUAACUGCCGAUCUGGACAUUGUGCGUCUUCAACCGUUGGACACGACAAUAGCCCACACUCUGAUGAAACGUCUAAAAGUACGACUCCUAACUUAAAUAGUCCAGUAAAAGGCACAUCUACGCCAGAUAAUGAAGAUAUUAAUGUGAAUUUUGCAAAGAACUCGAAUUCGAAUUAUAAUUACAACAAUAAUAAUCAGGAAAAUGCAAUCGGAAACAAUGGAAAAACUACGCAUUGCGCUUUUGGGAAUUGUGCACUCAAUCCUCCUUUGAGCACGUCCGGCGACACUCCCUCAUAUUCUCCACACAAGACCGAUACAUCCAAUUGUAAUUCCCCUAAUUGUAAAAAUGAUGUUUACAAUCAUGCUGCAGCCGCCGGUGGUGUUUCAGCUCCAGGCUACAAUAAACCUGAAACUCAUUUGACAGCUCCUAAACAAGAACCAACUUGUGUAUCACCAUAUUGUAAACCGACUGACUCUGUCCCUGGGUACCACCCACCUGGUACCGUUAUACCAGUGUCUGUUUCUCAACCUUAUAUUCCUUAUGACAACAAAAAACAAUUUAGUUGCACUGGUGGGCACUGCGGAAAUAGUCAACCAAAUUCAUACAUUACUCCGUCACAUCCUAUUACUCCGAUUGCCAAUCCACCUAUAUCUGACUUUGGAUCAUCUGGUCAUAAAUGUUCUUCACCUAACUGCGCUUCAACCCCUCAACACGUUUUAAACCAGAGCUCUCAUAAUUACAACGGUGGUCAAACGUCCACUUCCCAUGCCUUAUCAAGUUACAAGCCAACAACAUCAUCACAAACACCAUUUGCGCCAGAAAUUAAUACCCCAGCUAUUGUUCCUGAUAAGAAUUCUGGUUACCAACCUAAUCAACCGCAUUACUCCUCUCCUGUGCACGAGCAUACCAAUCAAGACAAACCAAACGCAUUUGGAGCACCAAAACAAGACGAACCUCUCCCGUCAUUUGUACCAUUAAGUCCCCCAAGAUCUCAGCCUUGUAAUGGUAACAGUUGUCCCGGAGAACUUACAAUAAAACCUAAUUUUGGCGGUAAUACAGUUCCAACGCAGACAAACUAUGAUCAUUUUGGAUUACCUCCUAAACCCUCUAUUUCUAGUUAUCCCUCCGUAGCUUCUAUAGCUCCCGUCCAUCAACCUUCAAACACAAACAAACCAGCACAUGAAAGUCAUGAUAAACCUUAUACAGGUGGCUUUGGAGGUCCACCAGGAUUGUUAAAACCAAACGAUUAUAGUUUACCACAUUCUGUACCACUUGAUAAACCGGUAGUGGGCCAACAACCUUCAAUGGUCUGUUCAGCCGGAAAUUGUGAUAGUGCAUCUAGUCACGGGCAUAUUAAUGGAAACUCAAAUGCCGGAGCAGUAGUAGGUAGUUUUGGAGGUCCACCAGGACUGUUGAAACCAAACGAUUAUAAUUUGCCAAAUUCUGUACCGCUUAACAAACCCAUAGCAGGACAGCAACCAUCAGUAACUUGUUCAGCUGGAAAUUGUAACAGUUCACCAAGUGAAGGACAGAUUUAUAACCAUGGAAACUCAAAUGCCGGAUCGGUCGUAGGGAGUUUUGAAGGUCCACCAGGACUGUUGAAACCAAACGAUUAUAAUUUUCCAAAUUCUGUAACGCUUAACAAACCCAUAGCAGGACAGCAACCAUCAGUAACUUGUUCAGCUGGAAAUUGUAACAGUUCACCAGGUCAAGGACAGAUUUACAACAAUGGAAACUCAAAUGCCGGAUCAGUCGUAGGGAGUUUCGGUGGUCCACCAGGGCUUUUAAAACCAAAUGAUUUUAAUUUGCCAAAUACUGGGCCGCAGAAUAAACCCAUAGCAGGACAUCAACCUUCAGUGCCAUGUUCAACUGGGACUGGAAAUUGCCACAGUGCACCUAGUCAAGGACAGAUUUACAACCAUGGAAACUCAAAUACAGGAUCGGUCGUAGGUAGUUUUGAAAGUUUACCGGGUUCAUUAAAACCAAACGAUCAUAAUUCACCAAGCUCUGUAUCGCUUAACAAACCCACAGCAGCACAGCAACCACCAGUGCCAUGUUUAACUGGAAAUUGCCAAGGUGCAAACAGUCACGGACAGACUUACAAUAAUGGAAACUCCAACGCCAUCACAACCGUAGGUAGUUUUGGGGGUCCACCAGGGCUUUUAAAACCGAACGAUUUUAAUUUGCCAAAUACUGUACCUCAUAACAAACCCGCAGCAGAACAGCAACCUUCAGUGCCAUGUUCCACCGGAAAUUGCCAUAGUGCACAUUAUCAAGGACAGAUUUAUAAUAAUGGAAACUCAAAUGCAGCGUCAACCGUAGCUAGUUUCGGAGGUCCACCGGGGCUAUUAAAACCAAACGAUUAUACUUUGGGAAAUGCUGAAUUUCUUAACAAACCAGUAGCCGGACACCCUUCAGUAUCGUGCUCCAGCGGAAACUGCAACAAUCUUGCCGCUCAAGGACUAGUAAAUAAUGGAAAUUCAAACAAAAUAUCAGCAACGCACGGUACGACAGCAUGUGCAACGGGUAAAUGUGGUUUCCCAAAUGGAAGUGGUGCACAUAUUUUAAAUGGUGCUCAUGCUUCCGCCGGUGCUGCAGCUUCUGCGAACGCAGUUGUCUAUACAGGAGGUUUUGGAGGUCCGCCUGGUUUUCUGAAACCAUAUGACGAUGGAAAUGUUAAAGCUGCACUAGCAAGUUUAGGGGGCAAACGUACGCAUAUAAACGUGGCUCCCAGUGGUAUUUCUGAAAACGGGCCACAUUCAACCCUAAAAACUGGAGCUGGAAGUAUUGCUCAAGCAUUUGCGGCAGCUGGAGCCAAUGCCGGAGCAUUAAGUAGUCAUCCCAGUCAUUAUAAUCACAACGAUGACGGAGAACAUAAAACGGGACGUGGUUGCAGUGGAGACUGCUCUGCGAGUGGCGAUGGAUCACAUAGCGGCGGACCGAAUUCAUAUCUAGAUGGUGGCUUUGCUGGAUUGAGUGCAGCAAAAGCCGGUGCUGUUACUGGAGCAAACGCUGGAUCAAUUGGAUUCGGAGGCAGCUUUGCAAGUAGUUCUGCGAGUGCACACGCUUCUGCAGGAGCUGCUGUAAAAGAUUUAAGAUGUAUUAUUUAA
Chilo suppressalis (striped riceborer) is the source of this 3837-nucleotide messenger RNA. NCBI's taxonomy places the organism in Eukaryota, Metazoa, Arthropoda, Insecta, Lepidoptera, Crambidae. The record is from the annotation of a GenBank genome assembly.